Messenger RNA from Trametes versicolor FP-101664 SS1, 6918 nucleotides. RefSeq names its product histidine kinase. The coding region runs from base 1 to 6918 and encodes 2305 amino acids. Gene Ontology annotation, molecular function: ATP binding; protein binding; phosphorelay sensor kinase activity. The record is from RefSeq and is a predicted model, not a curated record. Gene Ontology annotation, biological process: protein phosphorylation; phosphorelay signal transduction system. The transcript has 47 exons. Lineage: Eukaryota; Fungi; Basidiomycota; Agaricomycetes; Polyporales; Polyporaceae.
AUGCGCCGCAAAUAUGCGCAACUCGCCCUCCCGACGCUCUACUUCAGGGACGGCAUCCUCUCCGUUCCUGGCUACACCUUUGAGAAGGCCGUGCCAUGGGAGGAUACUGGCAGCAUGACUCUCCUCUCGGAAGGGACGAACCUGCAGGACGGAACGAGCGUACUGGCCAAGAUCGUCCCCGCGCACUCAAAUGCGUCGAUGCUGCUUGAGCGGGAGGCCCACAUACUUGAGAAGAUGGCGACCUCGCCGGAGUCGUCAAGCUCGACACUCCGGAUGAUCGACUUCUUUACGAUCCCCAAGACGAAUGGAGAUUGUGCUGUGCUGCUGCUCUUCCACCCGGGGCUCAACAUUCUCGGCCGGUACUUUCCCCCUGCCAAGGUCAACAAUCUGCUCUUCGGCGACAUCUCACGUGCGCGACCGUCUUCCUCACACCGCGACAUCUACAUGUCUGGCGUGGAGGAGCCGUACAUCAUGGAAGAAAUGGAGGCCAUCGAGAUUAUGGACCUUGCAACCUUCCUCGAGUUCGCGAUACAAGCCACGCACUGCUUGGAAAUGAUGCAUAGGCAGGGUCUUAUCCACCGCGAGGUGCGCGCCAACGCCUUUCAUCUCAAUCACCACAGCGGCCUCGUACGCUUGGUGCACUUCGGCAACCGUGCGGUUUCUCUAGAGCAAUUCGGCGUGCCAUCCGAGUUCGUGCUUCAGGCGGACGCAUUCGAAGAGGUGCAGAAACUGAAGGUCAAAGAGGCGCUGUGCUACUUCGCGCCAGAACAGACAGGCAGUAUGGAAAACCUCGCCGAAGACCAUCGGACGGACUUGUACUCCCUUGGAAUCAUGUUCUGGACACUUCUGGUAGGUCGGGGCACAAUGCCCUUUGAGGGCGGACCUCUUGAGCUGCUGCACGCCGUCGUGCAAAAGCGCCCGAUGCCAGUGCACGAAGUCCGCCGCGACAUCCCUCAGGUUCUUGCCAUGAUUAUCGAGAAAUUGCUUUCCAAGUCGCCAGACGGGCGAUAUCAAAGCGCGCAUGGGCUCAAGGCAGACCUCCUAGAGUGUCAACGUCGACUACUCGCUGCGGUAGCGCUUUCCUCCGAUGAACCAGCGGAGCUCAUCCCGCAUUUCGACAUCGCGACGGAAGACCGGUGUAUGGAGUUCACCAUUCCGAGCCCUCUCUUUGGCCGCGACAAGGAGCUGGAGACGAUUCGCAAUAUCAUCCGGCAUACCUCGACGAGCUACUCCCGUCAAAUAGGCGCGUCGCGGGGCUCUUUUGUCAUGAGCUCAAGUGGCAGCGGCGGCACAAGCACUGUCGGCACGGCGGAAGACCCGAGCGAUUCCAUGUCAAGCAAGAGCUCGGCGUCCGCACAGAUGCUCGUGUCGCCCGAGUCUCCGGGUUCGAAGAUAUCCUCCAUCGACACGGUCACGCAGCAAGGCUCCGUUACAACGGUUACCUCUGGGACGGUCUCUACGAGCGACGGCCUUCGCCGCGUCGCGCUCACCCCGUCGCAAAGUCGCGCCCGAACACAUGCUGCCAUGGUCGUCGGGCCUCCAGGUGCCGGCAAGAGCUCGCUUAUUCUUGCACAGCAAGCGAAGUGGAGAUCACAUGGCCUGUGGGGACAAGCGAAGUUCUCCGAAGUUGAACCCGGGCCGUUCGCGUCGCUCCUCGCCUGCCUCUCGCAUGUCCUCCGACAACUCAUAGUGUUCCACUCGGACCUGCACCGCUUCGUCAAUGACCUCAAACAGAGGCUCGGGCCGCAGCUGCAAAACGUGCCGCUGCUAUACGAGGGCGCACCGGAGCUGAAGACUAUCUUCGCGCUGUUCGACAUCGUGAUCGACACGCCGCAAGAGUCGCUCGAGACCAGCGAGCUGCCCGCGCGCUUUCAGUCACUCGUGGAGAGCGUGUUUGCGGUCCUUGCGGAGACUAGGUUGUUUGCACUGUUCUUGGACGAUCUGCACGAGGCCCCCGAUUCGUCGCUCGAUCUGCUCAACGCGCUGGUCAAUUCCCGCACUCGUCUACUCAUCUUCGCGACCGUGCGGUCAGACAGACCCGACCGGCUUGAAAGGAUCCGGCAAACCUUCUCCACCAAGUCGACGACAUGGAUACACCUUGAGCCGCUCAGCUACCCCGCUGUCUCGACCCUCGUCGCGCGGACACUGCACCGGCCGAAGGAGGAGGUCGCACAUCUUGCACGCAUCAUCCACGGAGCCUCAAGCGGGAACCCGUUCUCCGCACGCAACAUCCUUACUACGCUUUACAGGCAACGACACAUAUUUUACGAUUGGGAGAAGAAUAACUGGCAGUUUGACAUUACGGCGAUCGAGACGACGCUGUUCGACAAAAAGUCGAUCGCGACGCCGGGCGAUCUUGGAUUUUUGGUAAAUCACCUACGUGAGCUACCAGAGGACGCGCGGAAGUUCGUCAUCUGGGCGUCUUUCUUUGGACCUACGUUCAAGGUCGCCGAGGUCGCACUGUUGAUGGACUGGGACGACUCCGGAAGCAGCGGCAGCGGUACGGAAGAGGAGCACGAAGACAUGUGGAACGUCUCGAAGGCCGUACACAACUUCCGCGAAAAGGAGAACGGGUCGUCGGCCACGCGCCGCUCGAUACGCGGGCUGCAGACGGCGAUCGCGGAGGGCUGGCUGAUCCAGCGCGCGAGAGACAUGUGCAGCUUCUCGCAUGACCGGUACCGCCAGGCUGCGCAGGCGGAGGCAGAGAGCCAGCCUGAAGAGGCGAUUGCUAAGAUGUCCUUCCGGAUUAUUUUGACGAUGCUCCAUGAGUCGACCCCCGACAUCUACCGUAUAGCGGAACAUGCAAAGAGGUGUCUGCCGUUGCUUCGCGAGCACUCAAAACGCGACGAGCUGCUCGAAAUGUCGAUAGAUGCCGGUGAUUCUGCGAGGGCUCGGGGUGCCCAUGAGCUCGCACUGCAAUCGUACAUGAAUGCUCGGUCAUUGCUGGAUGAGAACUCAUGGAAGGGUGACCCGGUCCGGACGUCGUCGCUCUACAUACGGCUAGCGGAGCUAUAUACGUGGAAGUCCGAGUUCAACUUGUCGGACAACCUGCUGCAGGAGUGCCUGAUCCGGUGCGAGAGCCCUGAAGAGAAGGCACGGCUGCUCCGGCUGCGAUCGCGCAACCACUGGAUGCGGGGGAACUACUCGGCGGCGUUGAAUGACAACAUUCUGGGGCUGCAUCUGCUCGGGGUGGACGUGAACGCGGCGCCGACGCGUCGAGAGGCGGACAUCAUGUUCGAGCAGGUCAAGAACGAGAUCCUGGCGGUCGGCUUCGAGGACAUCCUCUCCAUCCCCCGCGCGCGCGACAGCCGCACCGAUCUGGCAAUUGCGCUGCUCAACGACGCAGGCACGAACGCGUACUGGAGCACUGGUGAAGGCUUCGCUGAUGUCAUAGGACUCACGACGAUCCAGCUCGCGUUGCGGGCGGGGAUGUGUCCGGGAACGGCGCUGGGGUUCUUCUGGGCGCUCGGAGCCGCGGCAGAACGGCGGGAGCUCUACCGAUUCUCAGCCGACCUUGGCAAGCUCGCGUUGCGGAUCGCAGACCAGUACGGCAGCAGCUUCGAGAAGUGCCGCGCUCUCGUCCUGUUCUCGAUCAUGGUCUCCGGUUUCGACAACGUGCACAUCCGCGCGAAUGUGCCCAGGCUCGAGGAGGCGAUCAAGUACGGGCAGAGCGCGGGCGACAGGAUAUACACGAGUUUCGCCACGGCCCACCUGGUCGUUACACGGCUCUACAUAUGCGACCACAUGAGCGAGCUGGUCAUGGCGGCGGAGGAGGCCGUGUCCGACAUCUCGCUCUGGGCGCCUAGUGGCGAUAUUGCGGUUUUGGCGCAGGGUACGCUGAACUGCAUCCGCGCUAUUGGCGGCUACACAAUUGCGCAGUCCGCCGACACGGCGUUCGAUACUGAGACGUUCAAGGAGUCCGAGUACCUUGCCCAAGUAGAGGCUUUGGGGACCAUCAAGGUCGCUAUGAAUUGGUACGUCGUUGGGCUGUUCAGUCUUGGGUACGUGGAGGAGGCCGCACGUCUUGGAUUCUACGUAUACGAGACACGCGAUAGCAACCCCAAUCACCGGCACACUCGCUACUCUCUUUUCUUCCACAGUUUGGCGUUGAUUCACUGCUUGAGGAAAGGCGGUCUGCCAGUAGAGGAACGCACACGCUACUUCAAGCAGGUCGAGACCAAUCAGUCUUACAUCCGGAAAUGGCUAUCACCGAGUCCUGUCAACACGAGUACAUGGGUCGCCCUCAUCGAUGCGGAGCUGGCAUCUUUGAUGAACAAUCCUGAUGCAUUCAAACUUUACGAUGUCGCCGUGAAGCUCGCAGUGAACAACGACUGGUUGCUAGAAGGCGGUUGGGGACUCUAUCUGCAAGGAAGUCAUUUCGUGCGAUGCGGCGUCGAAGGUCUGGGAAGCGAAUUGCAACGCCGGGGCAUUGCGCGGCAGGCACAGUGGGGAGCCCGGGGUCUGGUCACCUAUCUUUCAUCGCUGCUGGAGACGCGAUCGCAGCCCGUUCCGCUGAAGCGACACAUCUUCUCUGCAGACGUGGCUGUUCAAACCGACAGCAUGGUCAUCGCUGCUCAGCCUGCUCUACACGGCGGCUUCGAGCGCACGAGCUUGGAAGCAACUGAAGAAGAGCAGAUCUCCACACUGACCGCGACUGACCUCGCUUCGAUCUUGAAGUGGAGUAAGGAGAUAUCGGGGGACAUCAACCUGUCCAUGGCUCUGCAGCGAUUGACUGAAAUCUCUACCGAGGUAUCUGGCAGUCAGAGUACCUGUGUCGUCAUCGCCCGUGAGGCAGGCGACUACACGGUCGCCACCAGCAUGAACCCUCCCGACGCCUGUAAAGUGCACGAGAAUCCGCUGCCCAUCCGAUCAAUCUCGGACCCGCUCAAACGAACGAUCAUCCAGCAUGCCCUGAACACCAAAGACCGAGUGUACUACGAGGACAUCACGUCCGAGCCGCGCUUCGCGUCCGAGGCGCAGCUGAGCCCGCACCGCUCCGUGAUCUGCAUCCCGAUCUUCAGCAACCGCGGGCAGACGUUCGGCGCGGUGUACCUCGCGUCGAAAUACGCGUUCUCGCCGAACGUGGUGACGAUGCUCACGCUGCUGUGCCAGCAGGCGAGCAUCGGAAUCUCGAACGCGCUGCUGUUCCGCUCGGUGCAGGCGGGCACGAAGGAGAAUCUGAAGAUGAUCUCGGCGCAGAGGGACGCGCUCGAGGCGGCGAGGAAGAGCAGGGAGGACGCGUUGAAGGCGACGAAGAUCAAGAGCAACUUUUUGGCGUCGAUGAGCCAUGAGUUGCGCACGCCGUUCAGCUCGUUUUACGGUCUUUUGGAUAUCUUGAGUGGCACUGAAUUGAAUGCGGGUCAGAGGGAGAUCGUCCAAACAGCUAAGCAGUCUUGCGAACUCCUGCUUAAGAUCAUCGACUCUAUCUUGGACUACAGCAAGCUCGAGGCUGAUGCGGUCAAACUAGAGUACUCAGGCUUCUCGGUGGAAAACUUGCUUGCGGACUGUAUGGAACUGCUCUUGCCCAUGGCCGCGAAGAAGCUUGACCUCUCGUUCAACAUCGAGCCCACUGUCCCACCUUGGGUGAAGGCUGACUACGCUCGAAUACGCCAAGUGUUGAUGAACUUGAUCGGUAACGCUGUCAAAUUCACCGCGAACGGCUUCGUGCGAGUUACUUGUGCCGUCGAUACCACCCAGCCACGGACGACAACGGACGUGCAUCUCAAGUUCUCAAUACAGGAUACCGGCAUCGGGCUGAGCUCUUCUGACGUCGAUCAGCUAUUCGUUCCCUUUCAGCAAGCUGACAACUCGUCAACACGACGAUUUGGCGGAACCGGCCUAGGCCUAUCCAUUUCGCGACAACUCGUCAAACUCAUGGGAGGUGUCAUUGGCGUGCAGUCGGAGCUCGGCGCCGGGUCGACGUUCUGGUUCACCAUCCCCGUGAAAAUUUUCGAGUCCGAGGAGUCGCAGCAAUCCCUGCAAGAAAUCGAGAAGCUGAAGGAGACUCUCGUGAAGACGCGCCCGCUCCGGCUGCUGAUCAGCUCAGUCUCGAGCGCAACGAUCUCAAUGCUCGGCACGAUGCUGAGCGGGUUCACGAUCGCGGCGGUGCCGUCGAUCGACGACGCGGACCGGUUCCUGCGCAACUCGGAGUUCGCGACGCAGCCGCUCGACUUUGUGAUCCUCGACGACCAGUCCGAGCACCGCGCGGACGACCUCGCGCGCGUCGUGCGCUCGCUGCCGUACGCGGCGCUCCGCGAGACGAAGGUGAUCCACCUGUUCACGCCGACGACCGACAACCUCGCGGGCGCGCCGAUGCUCAGGAACGACAACGACACGACGCCGGGGAUCACGCGCAUGACGAAGCCGCCGAGGCAGCAUAAGCUCCUACAGAUGCUCGCGAGCUUGAAGAACGUGCUGGAUCAGGUGCAUAUACGGCCUGUGGUCAACGCGUCGGAGCUCCGUGAAGAGGAGGCGCUGGCGCAGCGGACGCUAUUCGGGAACGUCUUGGUGGCAGAAGACAAUCCGGUCGCGCAGAAGCUCCUGAUGAAGCAGCUGGAACGGUACGAGCUCAAUGUAGUCGCGACGUCCAAUGGCGAAGAGGCCAUAGCUGAAUGGGAGAGACACGAGCCUGGGCACUUCAGCGCUGCACUGUUCGACCAUCAUAUGCCGAUAUGCGAUGGCGUGGAGGCCUGCAAGCGUAUACGAAUACUGGAAGGGAAGCGGAAAGUGCCUACUCUGUUGCCCAUCGUCGCCCUUAGCGCGGACUGUCAGGAGUCAACCAAACAGCUGUGUCUCAGCGCGGGCAUGAAUGGGUUCUUUAGCAAACCUCUGAAGAAAAACGAUCUGCUGCACCUGCUCGGGAUGUUCGGACCUCCAAUACCCGCGCAGAAUACAUCUCCACCUCCCACGCCGCCAUAG